UGCUCAAUUCUCUUUUAGGGAAACCAGCAGCUCCCAAUAAAACAGAGAGCAUCCUUAGUCGGAAACCCCCCAUUCAACCAAAGCCAGUCGUGGUGACCACUGUCCCAGGACAGCCAGCCACCUCUUCCAGUAAGACCAUCUUGUUGCAGUCAGUACCUGUAACCCAAUCGCAGAGUGUCAACCCUGGAAUCUCAGUUCCAGCACAGAGUGUUGUGAUUUCCCAAUCUGAGCUGCUGCAUCUCCCAGUGUCUGGUUUGAUCAAGGUUCAGUCUCCAGUGAAGGAGGUUCUCUCACCUAAACCAGCCCCCUCAAUCCCCAAGCCAGAAGCUAAAACUAUCAUCCCUGCACCAGCACAGAUAGGACCCUGCAACCAAGAGAUUGAUAUCAAGGUCUUGAAAAGGCAGCAGCGGAUGAUAAAAAAUCGUGAAUCAGCUUGUCAGUCCCGCCGAAAAAAGAAGGAAUACCUCCAAGGAUUGGAAUCCCGGCUGCGAGAGGCCCUUGCAGAGAAUGAGAGGCUACGGCGUGAGAAUGCUCUCCUUCGGCGCCGGCUAGAUGGUGUCCUGGACGAGAACAGCGACCUGAAGUUUGGCUCCGGGAACCGAAAAGUGAUCUGCGUCAUGGUUGUGCUGCUCUUCAUAGCCUUCAAUUUUGGGCCUGUCAGCAUCACUGAGCGCAAAGUUGCCAAUGUGUCUCAGCCCAAGCAGGAACCGGAGUCUGGCCCAGGCCAGAGGCAUCUUCUAAGCAUUACACAAGAAGCUCUUGAAAUGCCAGAAGAGGAGCAGGAGGAACAGCAAGAGGAGACCCUGGCAAGGCCAGGCAAGGCCCAAUUCAGGAACUUGUCAACUCCCUUCUCAGACAUGAAGGACCUCAUGUUGAGGGACCUGGACGAGCUGUUCCUCGCUUCAGAUUGCCGCCAAUUCAACCGCACUGAAUCGCUCCGGUUGGCAGAUGAGCUCAGCGGCUGGGUCCGACGACACCAGAUCAACCGGCGGAAACCUUUACAAACUCACAAAGCAGCUCAGAGCAACCAGGAGAAGCCACAAAAGAAGUCUCCGAGCCCUUCCCACUAUGUUCCAGCCAGUCCCCCCAAAUACCCCGAGGGGGAUUCUCUGAGACAGUUGCAGGUGUAUCAUCAUCCCGAUCAUACAGAGCAUGACUUCAUGGAUGCCAUUGACCGCCGAGAGGAUACUUUUUACGUUGUGUCCUUCCGCAGGGUGAGUGAAGAGCUGUCUGCAUUCUUUCAGCCUCCCAAAUAAACCAGUCCAGGAAACCAAGGAUGAACUAAUUCUACUUAAUUGCAUAGCUACAUUAACAGAAUCUUGAGCAAGCAUGAAAUUACAAAUCCCCAGCUGUCUUUUUUCACUGCUUGAUUGGGUUUCUGUUCAAGUUUCUUUCUCUGCCCCUUUUUCAGUUGUGGGCUUCCCCCAUUUUUAUCUGAUCGUUCUCUAGGCCA
Messenger RNA from Notechis scutatus (mainland tiger snake), 1453 nucleotides. NCBI's taxonomy places the organism in Eukaryota, Metazoa, Chordata, Lepidosauria, Squamata, Elapidae. The record is from RefSeq and is a predicted model, not a curated record.